GCCCAUCAUGGCGUCUCCCAGCGGCUGCCGGCCGCAGCCCGGCGGGGCCGGAGCCGACAGCGGGGCCGGCGCCGGGCCGGCGGCUCUGCGGGGAGCCGAGGAGGAUGCCGAGGGGCUCUACGUGGCGGUGGAGCGCUGCCCGCUCUGCAACACCACCCGUCGCCGCCUCACCUGCGCCAAGUGCGUCCAGAGCGGCGACUUCGUCUUCUUCGAUGGGCGCGACUCCGAGAGGUUCUCAGACAAGAAAGAAAGGCUGAUGCAUCUUAAAAACAAACAGAGGGAAUUCCAAAAACAUGUUUUGAAGGCCAUGGAAGGGAAAGAGAUAACUGAUCAGCUGAGAUGGAAAAUCAUGUCUUGCAAGAUGAGGAUUGAGCAGCUGAAACAGACCAUUUGCAAAGAAAAUGAUGAAAUGACAAGACACACGGAGGGGCUUCUGAGAAUUAAAGAGGAGAAUCAGAAGCAUUAUCGCAGGGCUCAGAGGCAUCAGGAGAAGAAAGAGAAGAUCCAGAGGCACAAUCGUAAGCUGGGAGAGCUGGUGGAGAAAAAAACCUUGGACUUGAAAACCCAAUAUGAGCAUCUGGCAAAUCUCCGUCGGACGCACAUCCUGGAGCUCACAUCAGUCAUAUUUCCCAUCGAAGAAGUAAAGACAAGCGUGAGAGACCCUGCAGAUGUGUCUUGUGAGAGUGACAAUGCGAUGACCUCCAGCACUGUGAGCAAGCUGGCAGAAGCCAGGAGAACCACCUACCUCUCUGGGAGAUGGGUGUGUGACGAUCACAACGGGGACACCAGCAUCAGUAUCACAGGGCCCUGGAUAACCCUGCCUAAUAAUGGAGACUACUCAGCGUAUUACAACUGGGUGGAAGAGAAGAAGACUACACAAGGACCAGAUAUGGAGCAUAAUAACCCUGCUUAUACCAUCAGUGCUGCAUUGUGCUAUGCAACUCAGCUGGUGAACACUUUGUCUCUCAUACUUGACGUAAAUCUUCCCAAGAAGCUCUGCAACAGCGAGUUCUGUGGAGAGAAUCUCAGCAGACACAGGUUCACGCGGGCAGUGAAGAAGCUGAAUGCUAAUAUCCUUCACCUUUGCUUCUCUCAGCAUGUAAAUUUAGAUCUGUUGCACCCACUGCACACGCUCAGGAACCUUAUGUACCUGGUCAGCCCAGACUCUGAGAACUUGGGCAGGUCUGGGCCUUUUGAAAUCAGCGCUGAUCUGGAAGACUCGAUGGAGUUCGUGGAUCCCAGCGCCACAGGCGAAACGGAUGAGAGCGGAGACGAGCACGUCAGCGACGAGGAGACAGACCUGGGCACAGACUGGGAGAACCUGCCAAGCCCCAGGUUCUGCGACAUCCCCUCGCAGCAGGCGGAGAUGCUGCAGAGCCAGAGCUCGCAGGUGUCGCAGCCCAUCGCCAGCAGCAGCGCCGGAGGGAUGAUCUCGUCCGCCGCCGCCUCGGUGACCUCGUGGCUGAAGGCCUACACCGGCCACCGCUGACGGGCUGGCACGGGCACCCACGCCUUCCUGGAAGGAACACUGUAGAAACCUUACAUAUAUUCAGUUAAGUAGUGCCUGGAACAACAAAAAGGUCAGACUUCCAUUUUAUAAACCGGAAAGAACCCCUUUUUAUUUACCCAAGACGACUGUGAUGGUACCGUUGUGUAAAUUAACCGGCUCCCUCCUCCCGAUGGGCUCUGUGGCGGCACGUUGUGUCCUGCUUCUGUCUCUGCCUUGUGGAGUCUCCAAGAAAAAGGGACCCAGCAGCCUCCAGCUCUGCUUUCUGAAGAAGAAACAGCUUUUGGGCCGGGAGGAGCACGGAGAGAAGGCUGCUCAGCGGGCAGGCCGGGGCAGGGCUGGGGCAAACGCAGCUCACCUUUUCUGAACUCCUUCACAGGCUUUUGGUUUCUGUGUGUUUUAAAUCUGUCUUGCAGAAUGCAAAGAUGCGUCUUUCUAGAUUUUUUUUUCAUCCAGGACACAAUACUUAUGGGUUUUUAACAUGUUUUCUAAUCUCUGUUGCCAUAUUUUUAAUACGGGAACUGACACGGCCAAGCGCUCUUCUUUCAGAUUGGGUGGGGAAUCUUGACCCAGUUGUGCCGCAGAAAACUGGCUUGUCUCGUGCUGUUUCCGCCAGUGGGCAGUCUGAAAGGUUCCGUGUCGUGCUGUCCAAAGCACACGGGCUCUUUACUCUUAAUAUCACACACCAAAGAAACACUGGACGUUGUCCUGGCCAGACCCCGCGUGUGAUGCUGAGACGGGAUCGCCUCGUUGCAAUAAUCUCCAUCCCUCGCCUUGCCGCUUCUGUCACGUUAGCGAGACCUCGUUUCCAGUCCGUUUGAAGGCACAGGGUCUGCACGCUACACCCAUUUGAAACCCCCUUCUGUUGUAUGUUUAGGGCAGAGUUGGUUUUGUUUACUGAAUGCCAAGAGGGCGACUUCAUGCCCCCUGAAGCCCAGCGAGCCCCAGGCCAGGGCUGCUGGAUGAGGAUGGUGUCUCAGCUCUGUCUGUGGCCUCGGGGCAUCUGCUGGCAGUGGUUUCUUUUUCAGUUUUCUUUUUAAACCAAAGACCCUUAACUCCCCUUUGCUGGGUGAAGACACCCUCGGUCCUGCCCUUCUUUUGCUCCAAGUCCAAGAGUUGGGUUCAUUUUGAGAGCAGCCCAGCCUUCCUUUGCCUCCAGCCCCACUUUGGUCACCCUUCAGUUCACAGCACUUUACUCCCCAGCCCCCCAGGAUCCUUUGCAGCUCUGAGCACACGCUCACCAGUACUGUAUUUCGGGCUCUUUGCAUUGCACAGCCCCUUCUGCUUCCCCCUUUAUUUUGCACUGGACCCCACCACACAAAUACCUUUGUUGUUGCUGUUGUCACUACUCAUUUCAGUCGCUCCCGCGUUGCUGCCUUCGUGCUACUCGGAGCCCUUCAAGGUCAGGCCACGACUUUGUACCCUGUCAUCUACUGACUCGGGGAAAGAAAAGCCAACACAACCACCCUCUCCCCCCCUGUUUUUAAGCCAUAUACUUCAUAACCAUCACGUUUUCCAGGUGAUUUCUUUGCAGCCACGUCACACUCUGGGAGUGCACAGGCCCAGUGCGCCGGGGCAGCGCCUUUCACGCCACGCUCUUGUAACGGGACAGACACUGCGGUUUGGUUUUGCGUUCUGAAGUGUUUUGCACAUGUGUGUAGCUAAGGAAGAAUUGUGUGUGUGUCCAAACCUGAGUGCAAUUGCCAGGAUUAGUUUUCCAGGUUGUUUUUUGGGGGGGGCAGGGGAGGGAAGGCAGGACUAUCCAUACUUAGGAGUAGCUGAAGCCAAGCAGCUGAGAGUUUACAGAACACUUUGCAUAGCAUGAACGUGGGAAUUUCAGUUCAGGCCCUGGCUUUUGGCUGUGACCAGUGAUCAAAACCCCGGGGCCUCUCUCUGCAACUUCCGAACUAGAUGUAACUGAAACACAAAUGUUUGGGGUUUGUUGGUUGUUUUGGGUUGGUUUUUGUUUUGUUUUUCUAAAUUUUAUUGUAUUAUUGCAAUAAAUCUUUAACAGGAA
This is a messenger RNA of Colius striatus (speckled mousebird), 3524 nucleotides long. RefSeq names its product autophagy related 14 (gene ATG14). The transcript has 10 exons. Lineage: Eukaryota; Metazoa; Chordata; Aves; Coliiformes; Coliidae. The coding region runs from base 8 to 1489 and encodes 493 amino acids. Gene Ontology annotation, biological process: autophagosome assembly; mitophagy; cellular response to starvation. The record is from RefSeq and is a predicted model, not a curated record. Gene Ontology annotation, cellular component: mitochondria-associated endoplasmic reticulum membrane contact site; autophagosome; extrinsic component of omegasome membrane.